AUGUCUGAGCUCGACCUCCAGUCCAUCCUCAAGUUCACCGUUGCCCUUGCCUACGAGGCUGGCCAUGUUAUAAGGAAAGGCUCAGAAGCCAUCCAGCUGGCUGGAUCUAACGUCGAUGAAAAGAAAAACUCGGUAGAUCUCGUCACCGAAUACGAUGUCAAGGUCGAAGAGCUCGUGAAGAAGAAGACCAGCGAGACAUAUCCUUCGUUCAAAUUUAUUGGAGAAGAGUCCUACGCUGCAGGAUCCCGGCCAGAAUGGACAGACGAGCCUACGUUCUGCGUUGACCCCAUCGACGGAACGACAAACUUUGUCCAUGGUUUUCCCUGGGUCUGCAUCUCUAUUGGGCUCAUUUACAAGCGUCACUCCAUCUUGGGCGUCAUUUACAACCCCUUCCUUGACCUUUUGUACACGGGCGUCAAAGGGUCCGGUUCCUACGUUACGCACGGCGGUCUCAACGGUACUCCACGCAAGCUUCCCUUUGCCAGUUCACCCAAACCACUCGCCUCGCUCAGUCAGGCCCAAAUAGCUGUCGAAUGGGGCAAUGACCGAGCGUCGAAACCACUGACCUCCCGAUCGGAAAGCUUCCAUCUUAUCGCAGGAGAUCCCUCCAACGGUGUCGUUGGAGGCCGAAUGGCGCACUCGCUGCGGUCCCUAGGGAGCUCAGCAAUGAACUUUGCCAUGGUUGCCCAGGGUGGAUUGGAUAUGUACUGGGAAAUUGGAUGCUGGCCUUGGGAUGUGAGCGCUGGGGUUUUGAUAGCCCAGGAAGCCGGUGGAUUAGUCACAGGAUCCCAUAAAGUGUAUGCUGAGACCAAAGAAACUGCGGCGUUUGGCGAUGUUGGCGAAGCUAUCUUGACAGGACGGAAAUACAUUGUUGUUCGUGCAAUUGGGGACGCUGAGAAGGAGACGGGACGUGAGGCACAGAAAAGGAUUAUCGGAGAAUUUUACGAUACUGUGCAAGACUAUGACGCGUUGUAA
Molecule: messenger RNA, 975 nt
Organism: Guyanagaster necrorhizus
Lineage: Eukaryota; Fungi; Basidiomycota; Agaricomycetes; Agaricales; Physalacriaceae
Product: inositol monophosphatase
Exons: 7
Coding region: 1-975 (324 amino acids)
Biological process (GO): inositol metabolic process; signal transduction
Molecular function (GO): inositol monophosphate 1-phosphatase activity
Source: RefSeq, a predicted model, not a curated record